Capsella rubella is the source of this 642-nucleotide messenger RNA. Its product is annotated as zinc finger A20 and AN1 domain-containing stress-associated protein 10. NCBI's taxonomy places the organism in Eukaryota, Viridiplantae, Streptophyta, Magnoliopsida, Brassicales, Brassicaceae. The record is from RefSeq and is a predicted model, not a curated record. The transcript has a single exon. Gene Ontology annotation, molecular function: zinc ion binding; DNA binding. Bases 187 to 585 code for a protein of 132 amino acids.
UAUCACAAAAAGGAAACUUAUUUGCAUUACACAAUUCCAGAAGAAUGUAUAUAACAACACACAUGCUUUCUCUAUAUAUGUGAGUUCUGCAUUGUUUCUCGUAAUACCAAACUAACAGCUAGCUAGCAAGCAGGAAUUAGUAGAAGAAGGAGAAGAAGGAAAGAGUUUGUUAAAACUAUAACAGCUAUGAAUGCGAACGAAACAGAAGCAUUACUAUGCACUGGAGGCUGUGGACUCUAUGGCACCCGAAAGAACAACAACCUAUGCUCUCUCUUCUACAAAAAGAGUGUUCUUCAACACUCUCCCGCUUUCAGACUCGAACCCGAGACCGAGCGAUCACAGUUUUGUUCUCCCACUAGUAGUCCAGUCCCUGUAAAAGAAGAACCGGUCGGAAAACGAAGGUGUGAUGUAUGUAAGAGGAAGGUAGGAGUGUUGGGAUUCAAGUGCAGAUGCGGACACAUGUUUUGCGGAUCACAUCGGUAUCCGGAGGAACAUUCUUGUCCCUUCGAUUACAAACAAUCUGGACGGCUCGCCUUGGCCACACAGUUGCCUUUGAACAGAGCUGACAAGCUGCAGAGGUUUUAGUGUUAUUUUAGACUUUUUAAAAAGUCUUGCAUCUUUGAUUCCUUGUCUAAAGAUGAU